GAUAAUUAACAUCAAAGAGGUGAAAGUUGUUUUCCCUUACCAGUACAACUUUGCUGAAGUCUUCAAUGAACAGGCUAUUGGAAUAGUGAAAUGGCUUAAACUAAUACACAAGAAGCAGAAAAAACCCUUUACUUUGGAUAGUCCUCUUCCAGCAGACUUAGUCAUUAAGAUUAAGUUUUUCUCUGUGGAGAUUUCUGAUGACAUAUUUGAAGUGAAGCUCAAAGAUAACUAUGCGCUUCUUGAAGAUGAAUACAAUGAAAGUUUGAAGAGAAAGAAGAUGUUAGAUGAGAAGCUUGAAAAUUUGAGAAAAACUAAUCUUCUACUUCCACUGGAAAAAAUUGAGGAACUGUAUAAUUCGUUGGCCAAAAAAAAUGCUGACAUCUACGUUCAAAGAUCUCGACUGCUGUAUCACAAUGCUGAUUUAAGAACUCCUUUGAUUACCUGGACGUUUGAAGGUGUGGACUUUGUGGUAGUUGCUGACACUUCAUAUCAUGGCACAGACAGAGUCAUCCAAGUUUUAAAGGAGAUUGAUGAAGAAAGCCCCUUUCCUGAAGAGGGUUUAGAGUUUACGACACUGUGGUGUCGUAGGGUGAGAGGUAGCAUGCAGGCUGUGAGUUGCCAGCUACGAAAUUAUCCUCAGACGUUAUUAGAAAUCAAAGAGUUCCAUGUAUGGGGUCGCCUUGUUGGGGCCGAACAAGAAGCAGCACCUCGAGCUAAGAGAACAACUGUAAUACAAGUAGGAGAACCCUGGAGAGACAUGACAGUAGAAAGAAGUAUGCCUUCUCUAAAAUUUUACCAUGAGUUAAACUGCGACAUUGAGUCAUUCUGUAGUGCAUAUGGUCCUUGCUGGGACCCAAUCAUGGCUCAGGUCAACUUGUCCAUGGAGAAUAUUAGUAAACCUUCAGCUGACCCCAGCCUCAGUCUUCCCUGGUGGGACAAAGUUAGACUUCUUUUACACGGACGUCUAACUAUGUCCAUCCAGCAUCUUACCCUAUUGAUGCAUGCCUCAUUGGACCCAUACAACAUGAUGGAACAGAUGGAGAUGACGUGGUCUGACGUUAUUAUUGAUUGGACAAAUGCAAAGAUCAUGAUGCAGGGAGACCUGGAUAUAUACGUCCAUACAGCUUCCAAGUAUGAUGACUGCAGACUGCUACACAUUCCAAAUUUGAAGUUUAGUUUGAAGUUGGACUGGAUGUGUUUGGCUAAUCCUAAUGAUCAUCAUGUGGUGAUGCCCUGUGCUCCUGAUAAAAUUCCAGAAUACUCUAGUAACCAGGUUCAUGACUCGUACCGAGCUUUUCGCUCGCAACAGUUGAAUAUGUCACUUUCAAUAGAAACAAAGCCUGUAGCUUUGGAAACUUCUUCCGAUAUUCCGACAAUGUUACUGUACAGCAGCACACUUCGUUGGUUAGAAAACCUCAAGGUGAUUCUUUCAGGUGUUCCAAAACUGACCCGCCGAGGAAUAUUGUUCAAUAAUAUUAAACCCAGAAAAGUACCUCUGAGCCGUCAUUAUCGGAACAUUCGCUUGUCUGUCAACUUUCACAAGUUCCAGGUUUGUUAUUGGAUGUCCUUCACAAAGCAGAGAGGCUUUGAACUUCUUGGUGGUCGUUUGUCACUAAGUUCUGAACACACACUAGCACUUACACCCCUGGUGGAUGGCCUUAAACACAGGACACGAGCUGACUGGAGAAUAGCCUACAUGAAUUGUGAACUACGAGAUAGUGAAAUCUGGCUGUAUCAUGGCUCAAUGGAUGAUCAAGAAAUUGAUGCAAACAAAUCAUUCAGAGGACCUGUGGACAGGAAUUAUUUCCUGAGCGUGACAAGGGUUUCCUAUGGGAGAGAAGCUUCUAUCAAAGAUCUGUUAACAGAACAGGAUAUGGAAGACACACCAACACAUCGCCUUGUAGUUCAUGGUUUAAAAGGAGCAUGGACCAAGCAUAAUCGUGACGUGGUGUUCUUUCUAUUUGACUCGUACAUCAAAGCAACUCUUCUGAAAAGAAAUCUUUCAACUGAGGCACUGAAAUGCUUCAAACUCGAGUCACAGGCAACUCCAGUGAAAUCGAAAAACAUGAUAGCUGGAUCAUCUUCCAUUUCUCAAGCUGCCACUCCCAGCCCAAUGACCCGACUACAGUCUGGACAUGCUGCCUCUAUGUUACAGAAACUGAUAGCUGAGGCUGAGGCCAAUUCUGUGGUAUUUACUGAAGAAAUUGAAGGAGGUACAAAAGAGCAACAACUGCAUGGUGUUGCUGCCUGUCAAACAGAUGAUGUAUUACACAAGAACUGGCUGAUUGAACUCGUCAACAGCCAAGUGAUGCUGAGAGGUUGUGAGACUUCAGGUUAUGUGAUUGUUAGUGCUUCCAAGGCCCAGAUCCUUCAACGCAUUCAUCGACACACUUGGAAAGAAAGAACACUAGUGUCUAAAACCACAUGGGUCGGUUCCUUGGAGUGUAUGCAGUACUAUGCAACAGUAGAUGCUGGAGAUCCUUCACCUUCAUUUGAUAAUGUUAUGUGGCUGACAGUGGACAAUAUUGAGGCACAGAAAGACUCCAUGGUUAUUAGUGAUCUUGCUGACCUUGUUGGAAGUGGACAUAGUGUUGGUGGUGUGGUUAGUAGCACCGUUGGUGGAGCUUCAGAUCCUACUUCAGCCCCAUUACAGCUCCAACGCAUAGUAUCUCGAUGUGGUUGUCAGUUUUUCUAUGCCAGCUAUGGGGAAAAUGUUGACCCAAGUACUUUGGAAGAAGUCCAUCCUCCUCCUACCAAUGAUGAUCCCUGGGAUCAGGAGGUUGCUGUGGACUCAUUUACAUUAACUCAUCAUGAUCUUGAUAUUUGUACAAAUUCACUCCAGUAUGCUAUGAUUUUAGACUUAGUUAACAACCUACUCCUUUACGUGGAACCUCGAAAGAAGGAAGCCAGUGAAAAGCUUCAGAGAAUGAGAUUUCAGUUGCAACUAUGCUCAAUAGAUGACCAGAAAGUUCCAAUUUUACAACUUCAGAACCAAGUCAGGUCUCUUGUUUUUAAUUUACGACGGCUAGAAAAGGAAGCUUAUUUGGCACAGAAAGCUUUAGAAGAGAACCCUUCUAGGGAAGAUCUGGCUGGGGAUUUAGAACAGCUUGAAAAAGAGAUAUAUAGCUAUAAGGAGCAGCUAAACUUUGCUAGUGAGGAACUCGCUAUGAUGAUCAGUUGCUUCAAGGAAAUGCAUGUUAGUGCUACUAAACAGCGUCAACUUGCCACCGCUCAGGAAAGUGGGGAAGACGUAGUGCGGCGAAGUGAAAUGUGCUUUAAACAUGCACAGUGGAGAUUGACAGAUGCAGAUGGAUUACUGGGAAUUGCUGACCUUGUUCUUAGCAACUUUUUGUACUCGAAAAUAACCAAGAAUGAUGACUCUGUUGAACAUUUGCUGGAGUUAGGAUAUUUUAAAGUAACCAAUCUUUUACCUAACCAACUUUAUAAGGAUGUCCUUCAACCUACUGAACUCCAACCUAACAUACCAGUGGAUCGACAGCAAGCUCUGAGGAUUUUCUGUCGAGAUAGGGCUCCAGUGGGAGGAAUAUCAGUGAAAGAACACUUAGAAGUCAACGUCAUUCCUAUUACUAUAGGUCUUACUUAUGCUUUCUUUACAACCAUGUUGAAGUUCUUCUUUCCCGAGAGAGCUACAGAAAAGACAGAAGAACAUGGCUAUGAAGAACAAGAUGGUGCAGGAACAUUAAGUCGGCAGAAAAAACGAACAACCCUAAGUAAUCGAUCAACUCCAACUAGUAUAGAUAGAGAUGACAUCGAUAAGAUGAAAGAAAGAGCAGCCGAAAACCACACCUUCCUGUACAUUAAAAUUCCUGAAGUUCCUAUCCGUGUGAGCUACAAAGGUGAAAAGGAAAAGAACAUUGAGGACCUCCAUGACUGUAGUUUGAUGCUUCCAACAUUAGAAUACCAUAAUCGGACUUGGACCUGGCUUGAUCUUUUGUUAGAAAUGAAGAAUGACUCUAAACGAGUAUUGCUAUCCCAGGCUAUCAAGCAAAAGCUACAAAUCAAAUCCAGCAAGACCUCCUUGGAUGAAAGUAGUCAGCCACAAGAAGAAGAUAAGGCUCGUCUUCUACUUGGCUCUAAGCUUACUGGUGGACCUGAGAAGGGAACCAAGAAAGGUUUAUUUGGUAAAUCAAACAAGUAAUGGUCAAGCCAU
This is a messenger RNA of Limulus polyphemus (Atlantic horseshoe crab), 4171 nucleotides long. RefSeq names its product protein KIAA0100-like (gene hob). The transcript is spliced from 29 exons. The record is from RefSeq and is a predicted model, not a curated record. The annotation marks the transcript as partial. NCBI's taxonomy places the organism in Eukaryota, Metazoa, Arthropoda, Merostomata, Xiphosura, Limulidae.